Molecule: messenger RNA, 1895 nt
Organism: Telopea speciosissima
Lineage: Eukaryota; Viridiplantae; Streptophyta; Magnoliopsida; Proteales; Proteaceae
Product: IQ domain-containing protein IQM2-like
Exons: 8
Coding region: 55-1866 (603 amino acids)
Source: RefSeq, a predicted model, not a curated record
UCUGGUCUUCUGCUAUAAAGGAUUUCGAUAAGGUAUUCCUCUUUUUUUUUAGUAAUGGGGGUAUCUCCUGAUGAUUUGAAUGAUGGCUUUGAAGCUGUGAUUGUGAAAUCCAUCAGUUUCGACAACAUGAGCACAGCACUGCGAUCCGUUAGUUUCAAUGGUGGAGAUUCUGACCCCAAAAUACAGAAAUCCCUUGGCUCCGGAAGGAUGGUCUUAGAAGGAUCAGUUGGCAUUAAAACAUCACCAAUGGAAACUACGAUCUCAAUAAAGGCACCUUCAUCCAAUAACGAAAAUAAAGUUUUCCCUCAACCGGUCGGCUUUAAGAGCAGAGGGAUCACUGACCCAUUACCAGCAAGGGAUACUGAGAAGAUUCCCAGCUCACCCUUGUUGGAUUCAGGCAGCCCCAAGCAUGAAGCGGCAGUGAAGUUGCAGAAAGUGUAUAAAAGCUUCCGAACCAGAAGAAAGCUCGCAGACUGUGCGGUUCUUGUCGAGCAACAAUGGUGGAAGUUGUUAGAUUUCGCCGAGCUGAAGCGAAGUUCUAUUUCUUUCUUUGAAAUCGAGAAACAUGAGACUGCCAUUUCCCGGUGGUCAAGAGCUAGAACCCGAGCUGCCAAGGUGGGGAAAGGUUUAUCCAAGGAUAACAAGGCUCAGAAGCUUGCUCUACAGCAUUGGCUUGAGGCAAUUGAUCCAAGGCAUCGGUAUGGACACAAUCUUCAUUUCUAUUAUGUUAGAUGGCUUCAUUGUGAGAGUAGAGAACCCUUCUUCUACUGGCUUGAUAUAGGGGAAGGGAAGGAGGUCAGCGUCGAUAAAUGCCCUCGAUCAAAGCUUCAACAACAAUGCAUCAAGUAUCUUGGCCCGGCUGAAAGAGAAGCUUAUGAGGUAGUAGUGGAGAAUGGAAGGUUCUAUUAUAAGCAGACUGGAAAGCUCCUUGACACUACUGAAGGACCCAAAGAUUCUAAAUGGAUCUUUGUCCUUAGCACUUCCAAGGCCGUAUAUGUUGGCCAGAAGAAAAAAGGCAAGUUUCAGCAUUCAAGUUUCUUGGCUGGAGGAGCCACUUCUGCUGCAGGGAGAUUGGUUGUAGAGAAUGGUAUACUUAAGGCUGUCUGGCCUCACAGUGGGCAUUAUCGACCAACAGAAGAAAAUUUUCAGGAAUUUGUAGCAUUUCUUACGGAGCAUAAUGUGGAUCUCUCUGAUGUGAAGAAAUGUCCAAGUGAUGAUGAAGAAGAAACUUCGAACAAACAUAUCGGUAGAGGUUUCAGAAGCUACGCAUCCGAGGAGGACUUGACCCAUGGGGAUACUUACUCGGAGACAGAUUCAAUGGACCAAGAUCCAAAAAGUGCAACAGAACCUGCAGAAUCAAAGCAUUUUCAUCUCUUGCAUACAAAAUUGACCAACCUUGAAAUACCCAAAAGGAAUGGUCCAUCUAUUGUCACAAGUAACAACAAUUUCCCGGCAGAAUCUUCAACGGAUGGAAAUGAAACAGCAGAAGAAUCAGGAGAGAUAGAACAUGAUUACAUGGUUUCUAAGCGGAACUUAUUCGAGGAAGACCACGAAGAAAGUGAAGAAGAAAUUUGUCCCAAAGAAUUAAUCCUCCAGAGAAUUAAUUCACAUAAAGAAAUGAAAUCAUAUCAAUUGGGGAAGCAAUUAUCUUGCAAAUGGACAACAGGAGCUGGUCCCCGUAUUGGCUGUGUGAGGGAUUAUCCAUCCGGGCUUCAAUCACGUGUUUUGGAGCGAGUGAACUUGUCUCCCAGAAGUGCUAGAGCUAACUACUCUCCUAAGAAUUCAAUAGAAUUGAGCCCAAAGCUGUUAACGCCAACCACAUUGUGCAGAAAAACAACAGCAACCUCAAGAUCUGAUGGCAGAUAAGGGAGAAUCCCUGACAUAUUCUUUUGUGU